UUUUUCCCAUUUUUAUGCAUUGUUCGUUGUUUUGUAGAAGGGUGUUAAUAUUCACCGCACCUAAUUUUACUAUUCACCGCACCCAAAAAAUACUNAAAAGGUAUUCAUCCAAAUAUUGGACGUUCUUGGUCUUUAAGCCUAUAUCAUACUCUUUUUUAGUUUCUGAACGCCCAAACUUCAUUUGUUGCGUGAGCCCAAUACGAACUGCUACUAUCAAGCUCUUCAUGGGCUGACUUUGAAACCUUUUCAGUUAUCUCAUAAAAAAAACUCAUUUCUCCAGGCUCAAGCACUGGGCCCUGGAAGUAAGUGAUGCAAAAGAGAGAGCUAAACAAGCCGGGCGGAGCCUCCGGAGGUGGCGCCGCCACCCCCACCGCCAAGAGAGGCCGUCCUUUCGGAAGUGGAGGCAACAGCGCAUCAGCCGCUGCUGCCGCUGCCGCUUCAGGUGACUCCGCUGCCCCGUUUACCCUCCUCGGCCCCUCACUCCAGGUCCACUCUGCUUUCGCCGAGCAGAAUAGCAAAAGAAUUGUUUUGGCACUUCAAAGUGGCCUGAAGAGUGAGCUGACAUGGGCUCUGAAUGCUCUCACGUUGCUUUCCUUCAAAGAGAAAGAUGAUGUCCGUAAAGACGCAAUUCCUCUUGCUAAGAUCCCGGGCUUGCUAGACGCACUACUUCAAAUUAUAGAUGACUGGCGUGAUCUAUCCUUCCAGAAAGUCCUAAAAAAGACACAGACGGUUCGUGCAAAUGCUAGAGUUACUGGAUUUGGGAAUGAAUAUGAUACUGAUUCUGUUAUGUAUCCUAGUGUCGUAUCUGGUUUCUCAAAUAAAGAUGUGUCUCCACAGAAACUUACUCCUAAAGCUCGCCCUUCAUGUUGGUGGCUUGAGGAAGAUGGCCUCUUUAAUCUUGAUGAGGGAAGGGCAGAAAAGCAACAGUGUGCUGUUGCUGCUUCAAAUAUUAUUCGGAACUUUUCCUUCAUGCCUGAUAAUGAAGUUGCCAUGGGCCAAAAUCGUCAUUGUCUUGAGACUUUGUUCCAUUGCUUGGAAGGUUAUGCCACAGAGGACGAAGAACUUGUCACGAAUGCACUUGAGACGAUUAUGAACCUGGGCCCGUUGCUAGAACUUCGGAUAUUCAGCUCGUCAAAGACUUCUUUUGUGAAAAUGACAGAAAAACGAGCAGUUGAGACCCUUAUGAAAAUAUUGGGAUCCCCUGUCAAAGCAUGGCAUUGUGCAGCUGCAGAAUUAUUUGGCCGUAUGGUACUCAACCCUGAUAAUGAGCAGUUUCUCUCGCCAUAUUUACCACAGAUAUAUAAGCGAUUGGUUGAGAUGUUGAGCUUCCCAGUUGGUGAUGCUCAAUCAGCUGCCAUUGGUGCACUGUACAACCAUGCAGAAACUAGCACGGACUGCCGUCUGAAACUUGCCAACGAGAGAUGGGAUCGGCUUCUGAAGUUGAUCAAGACACCUCACCCAGUUCCCGAAAUCUGCCGCAAAACAACUCUAAUACUUGAGAAUCUUGUUUCUGAGCCACAGAACAAGCCUCUGCUGGCCGCCUAUGAAAAUGUAUUUGCAGAUUUGCUUUUCUCUGAGACGAGGUACACUGAUGCAUUUGCCCGGAUAUUGUACGAAUUGACUUCUCGACCAAACAGUAAAAUUGCACCAGCUCAUGGUAUUUGGGGUAUGUGAAAGUGAAUGGAGGAGCAAACAUAUCUGGUUAGAUUUUACCCUUUUGACCUAUUUUAGACUCUGCUGCCUGUAAUAUUUAUCGGCUUUUGCAUCUCCAAUCUUGCACGAAAAAUUACGAGACUUGUAGAUAAAUAUCACUCCCAUGCAAAUGGGAGCCUCAUCUUUUCUGAGCUUUGAAUGUGUGAAAUAUGUUAAUCUGUUCCUGCUUAAUUCACGUAGAUAGCAGCAAAUGGAAAUUCUACAUUUACGAGCAAUUCAGUUCAAUAACCUGCAGAGUAUCUGUUGAUUAAAAGAAAACCCCAUAACAUAAUGAUAC
Messenger RNA from Striga asiatica, 1990 nucleotides. NCBI's taxonomy places the organism in Eukaryota, Viridiplantae, Streptophyta, Magnoliopsida, Lamiales, Orobanchaceae. The record is from the annotation of a GenBank genome assembly.